UCAACUGCGAAGGAAAGAUAUCCCGACACCUUCACCUUAGAAAUCCAGCUGGCUGUAAAAAUUAGCUGCAAGUAUCAAUGGAGAAUUCCACUGCAAGGUGCUUGAAUUCCUCUUAUCAGUGCACGGACCAAGUUGAAGGUUAUGAUGACGUGACCUUAGGAGUAUUUGUCGUAACUGGUGUGACAGAAGAGACGCCGCUAAUCGAUGGAUCGCCAAAGGAACGCGGCGCUUCUGUGUGGAAGGCAACCCUGAACAUUAUCAACUUUAUAGAAGGAGUCGGCUUUUUAGCACUACCCUUUGCUAUCGCCAAAGGUGGUAUUGCAGGGAUCGCUGCGUUUGUUAUCAUGCCUUUCAUCUAUUGGUUCACUGCGAAAAUACUGAUCGAGUGUCUUUACAAGAGAGACAAUCUCCAUAGACGCAUACGCGUGCGCUCUUCUUGGAAUGAAAUCGGACAAGAAAUGUGGCCGAGAUUUGGUGGGACUAUGAUAGUCGCUAUUCAGUGUUUUGACUUGAUCGUCAUUGCAACGUCCUACCUAAUCGUUUGCGGCUCUCUGAUGGCAUCGGCUUUCCCUUCCUUGCCCUUGACCGUUGUCCACUGGACAUGCAUUGCAGCCGUUGUUGUUCUUCCGUCGACAUUUCUUAAGUCUCUCUCUCAGAUUGCUUGGCUCAGCGUCAUUGGAAUCGCAGCUUUAUUUGGAACUGCAGCGGUAAUUUUUUGGUAUGGGGUUACGCAUCAUUCGCAGUGGGACCCCAAAGAGCUCUUGUUCUGGGACACGCAAGGGUUCCUCAUCUCACUUGGGAUAAUUAUGUUUAGCUACGGUUCAGCCCCCAUUGUGCCUUCCGUGGAGAAAAGUAUGGCUGAUAAAUCGAAGUUUGGACGAGCUUUGGGACUUGCUUAUGUAGCUGCAGUGUUUUUUAAAUUAAGCUUCUCCAUUUUUGGCUUUUUGUCGUUCUCUUUUUCCACAGAUGAAAUUGUAACAAACAAUUUACCCAAUAGUGUACCCCACAUGGUGGUCAGUGUAGUGUUUGUAUUAAGUUGUUUAUUUUCUUACGCCCUGCCUCUCCAGUCUGUUUUCCAAUACAUUGAGGACUCUAGCACUUACGGUCGACUGCAAAGGAAGGUGCUGAUGCCACAAGUAGUGUAUACAGUGGGGAUACGAGUCCUACUUGUUUCCAUAACCCUUGCAGCAGCUGCCUAUAUUCCCCAUUUUGGUUUGUUAUCGUCAUUUUUUGGCAAUUUAUCACUCCCUUUAUUUAAUUGCAUUCUUCCUUGUGUGGCCCAUCUGAUUCUUAGGAAAGAGGAUUUAAAACGGCGUGAAGUUUGUCUGGAUUAUGUGGUUAUCGUGUUUGGUGCGUUGGUGACUAUAUUUGGAACUAUUGUCUCCACUAAAGCUUUGAUUGAAACACUACGAAAAUAGGCUGAGUUUUGAGGAUAGACCGAGAUGAAAAUCUUACAAGAGAUCUGACUCUUAGCUUGUAUUUAAAUUAACUUUUUAUCACUGAUCGUACAAAACGAUUUCCAUUGGGAGUGUUCCAAAAGAUUGCUCCAAGUAUUAGCGAAGAAUCAUAAGUUGUAAAGGCUUAUAGCUAGUAUUUAGAGUAACUUUUUAUCACUGAUCGAAGAAAAUGGUUUUCAGUAUGGGUGUCAAUAAAGUUACAAAAUUUCCCUAAGUUUGGCGAAGUGUCUUUUCACGAUCAGUUGUAAUUCAAUAAGUUUGUGCAAACGACUAAAUCAGUCCAAG
This is a messenger RNA of Stylophora pistillata, 1742 nucleotides long. RefSeq names its product vesicular inhibitory amino acid transporter. Gene Ontology annotation, molecular function: L-amino acid transmembrane transporter activity. Gene Ontology annotation, cellular component: vacuolar membrane. Gene Ontology annotation, biological process: amino acid transmembrane transport. The record is from RefSeq and is a predicted model, not a curated record. Lineage: Eukaryota; Metazoa; Cnidaria; Anthozoa; Scleractinia; Pocilloporidae.